Molecule: messenger RNA, 2546 nt
Organism: Drosophila arizonae
Lineage: Eukaryota; Metazoa; Arthropoda; Insecta; Diptera; Drosophilidae
Gene: Kcmf1
Product: Potassium channel modulatory factor 1
Biological process (GO): synaptic signaling
Cellular component (GO): plasma membrane
Molecular function (GO): zinc ion binding
Source: RefSeq, a predicted model, not a curated record
CUCAGCAGGAGGUGGAUAGGGGGGGCGAGCAAACAGCGCAGCGACACACAAAAGCACACGACGACGACGACGGACGGGUCGAAUGAGUUGAAAAUUUUCGCGAAACGAAAAGUUAAAAAUAAAUGUUUACUGUGCAUGGUUCAAAUACAUAGUAUAUAUAAUUUUUAUAGUACUUAAAUAUUAUUGUGCAUUGUGUUUAUGGUUUUCUCUUUACACACUGCCAGUUCGCCUUUAAUUUUGCUAUUAAAUUUAAACAUUUGAUAGCCUACAAGCUUGUGUUAGUGCGGGCUGCCAAUGCAAGACGUAAGAGGGGAAAGAAGUGUGUGCGAUUUAUACCUUAUGCCUGUUUCUAUUCAUUUCAUUUUCGGACGACAAACGCGAAUGCUCCUUUGCAUUCUACACAUGUGUACAUAGGAAUCUCUAACUUUAAAUAUAGUGUGAAAAAGAAAAAACCAAACCAAUCGAAACGAAGUGCUGAAAGCUCAGCCGAAAGUUCAUUGAAAUAAAGUAAAAUCGAAUUCAUCGGCAGAACGGUAGAACGUGCGCCUAAAAAAGGAACGGCACCUACCGAGUGGACGUGAAGACGUCGUCGCUGCUGCUGCCGCUGCCGCUGCUGCUGCUGCUGGUGGUGACCCUUCCGUUGUCGCUGCCUUUCUGCUGUUGCUGCUAAAUAAUGAGUCGUCAUGAAGGUGUCAGCUGCGAUUCAUGUCUAAAAAGUAACUUCACUGGACGUCGCUAUAAGUGUUUAAUUUGUUAUGAUUAUGAUCUGUGCGCCGAUUGCUAUGAGGAUGGCGUCACCUCUACUCGCCAUCUGGUUGAGCAUCCAAUGCAGUGCAUACUUACCCGUUCCGAUAUUGAGUUAUAUUUUGGCGGUGAGAUGUUAACAACGGAUCAGCCGCAAUCCUUUACGUGUCCUUAUUGCAAAAAAAUGGGCUUCAGUGAUGCGACACUGUUAGAACAUGUCUCYGCCGAGCAUACCGAGACCAGUUUGGAGGUCGUUUGUCCCGUUUGCGCCGGGUUGCCUGGCGGUGAGCCGAAUCUAGUCACAGAUGAUUUUGCUGGUCAUCUAACAUUGGAGCAUCGGCAAGGACCACGAGAGUUAAUAUCCUUUUUGGACGAGCCCUCGGCCAUACGCCAUGGCGGUGGAGUGCGUCGCAUACCAGGACGGACCUUGGGCGGGCCUCGCACCCGUCGCUCCAAUAUGCACUUUAGCUCAUCGAGCGGACUGUCGGCAUUAUCGCCAUCGGGUCGCGAAUCUGUCGAUCCCAUUGCGGAGCUCCUCUCUCAACUAUCCGGUGUUAGACGUGGCGUUCCACCAACAUCGCAAUUGCAACAAUUGCAGAUGCAAAUGCAAAUGGAUCGGCAACAGUUGACGGCAUCGCGCCAAAUUGAUCGACUGCCAAGACGCACGCAUCCCAUAGUCUCAACAUCGAAUUCGAAUGCCACCAUGGCCGAGGUGAUCAGCGGCGGCGGCGGCAACAGCGGUGCAGUUGGCAGUGGUGGCAUGAGUGCCAGUGGUGUGAGCGCACCGUCUAAUCUGCGCACCACAGAUUGGCCGGUGGGCGCGACCUUCUCAUCGACCAGCAGCCAUCAGCAGACGCAGUCGAGCAGCCUGGCCGCCAACACACUCAACGCCAGAGAAGCGGUCGGCAACAAUUGCAUUGGCAGCGGCAGCGGCAGUAGCAAUGCGCUGGGCAUAAGCGUCGGCACUGGUGGCUCAUCGAUAGCCAAUGGCGGGGGCAACUCCAACGUUAUGUCUGGCCARGCUGGCGGCCAAGCUGCAGCUGGCGAGACAUCGCAAUCCCAGUACUUGCUGGCCAAAUUUAUGCAGCCCACGCUAACGGAUGCCGAGUGGGCGGAAAUUGAGCGCAAGCGCGCCGAUCGCUCCAUGUUUGUGCAGUCGAUGCUGCUAUCGUUGUUAUGCACUGAAGAGCUAGACUUGAAUGUGCCCAAUGAGGAUGGUGACUGUUUGGCUAAGAGUGAUAAUGUAAAUAAGGAACAGAAUGGCAGCGACAGCGACAACAAGCAGCAGCAGCAACAACAGCAGGAGGAACAGGAAACGCUGCUCAAUAACAAUGCAGAUGAGCAGCAGCAGCAGCAACAACAGCAACGCGCUGUGGUACGACAGGUGAAUCAAAUGCAACAGACCUCGCCAGAGGACUUCUUAUGCGAUGAAUAUCGCUACAAAAGCAAGAAAGCCAAUAACACAACAGCAACAACACAAACGAGCGGCACUGCUGCAACAGGAGGAUGCGGAGGAGCAGGCGUCGUUGGUGCUGGCGGUGCUGGCAGUGCAGCAGCCGCUGCAGUUGGCAGCCGGCCAACAGCAGCUGAUCGAGGUGGCCUCGAAAGACGCAGCCGGGCACAGCAAGCGGAGACUGCCACGGGCUCACAGCAGCAGUUGCAGCAACAGCAACAAAAAUACAAACAGAACGCGAAUGCGGCGGCAAACACAAAUCAAAUACCCGAUACUAGGUAGUGUCUCACAACCAUAACAGCAAAAACAUGUUGUAGCUGCUGCAGACUAAGUAACAACAGCAAUACGC